AUGAGUCACUGCCAGCAGGAGGCUCCUGCUGCCAGCUAUCCCCCUGCUCGCUGCUUCAUCGGAUGGUGUAUCUACAAGACCGCGCUGAAGCGUCACAAGGAAAGUUACACAGGAGGAUCCAGUGUACUGACAGCCCUUGAGACAGACACACCCGGUGCUAGGAAGCAACGAGCCUGUCUCCUGCAAACUGCUGCACCUGCUGCUGCUGCUGCUAGGAAUGCGGAGGCUGCGACAGCAGCCGAGGCAGCAGCUGUCACUGCGGCGAUCAGCUUCGCGCUGGGGAGCAGCCUCCCGUCGCUUCCCCGCUCGAGGAGGCGUUUCGAGGCUGCUGCUGCGGCUUCGGCGCAGACAGCUCCUGCCGCCUCAGCAUUUGUACCUGCAGCAGCAGCAGCAGCUGCUGCUGCUGUUACUGCUGCAGCGGUAGCAGCAGCAGGAGUUGUUGUAGAGAGAAGGCAGCAAGAAGAAGAGGCGAGAAAAGCGAUUCCGAAAAGCAAAGCCAAGACACUCCGCGGGGAGCUACAGCCUUCCAAGGCGCUUCCUGCAGCCCCGUCGGUUGCUGCAGCGCAUGCAGCUGCUGCAGCUGCUGCUGCUGCUGCUGCUGCAUGCCGUGCAGGAAAACUCUCCAAAGGGCGUCUCAGUGUUUUAGUUGCGCUCUCUUCUCUUGGCGGCUUUAUUGCUGCUCAGCAGGCAGCCACCGCGCCUGCCGUUCCUGCCGUUGCCUCCAUAGCUGCUUUAGGAGGAGCAACAUCUGCAGCAGCAACAUCUGCAGCAGCAGCGUCAGAAGCCUCUCUAGCAGCUUCCUUGGUGGCAGUAGCGACAGACGUUGGAGCUUUGGCUGCUCUCUUCACAGGUGUAUUCCUCUCCUCAGCAUGUGCGAAUUCGCUCAAUCAGCUCGUCGAAAGACACCUCGAUGCCAAGAUGCUGAGGACUAAGCACAGACCGCUGCCUCUAGGAGACAUCCGACCCUCGUCAGCAGUUGCUUUCGCAAUUACUUCGGGGAUGUCGGGUGUCUCUCUGCUGCACUGUUGCUUUCCAUCUUCCUUUGCGGCUGCCCUCGCACUGCUUACCAUCGCUCUCUACGCUGGCGUGUACACGCAACUCAAAACUCGAAAUCCUUACUGCACACAUAUUGGAUCGGUAGUCGGUGCCCUCCCGCUGCUCAUCGGAUGGUCUGCUGCAAGUCUCGCCGCGUGGGGAGGCAUUACAUCGUGGAUGUACCCGGUUAGCAGCUUGCCUGCUAAUGUGUAUCUGCUCAUGCUGCUCUCGCGCUUCAACAGAGACCCCUGCAAGGCUACAGCAGGUCCUUUCUUUAAACAUUCUCUCUGGUAUAUCCUCUUGCUGCUUGGACUAGCUGGAUAUCACAUGAAGCCUCACACUCAGCCGCAGAAAGUGCAGCCGAAACGCUGGGAGCUUUGCCCCUUCAAGUUGCUGUGCAGAGCCUCUCCACUUGGAGCUUUCUUGAGUGCGCCAGACUUGCUGCCGUCUCCCAGUGGAUGGCAGCUCCAGCAACAACAACACUUGCAACAGCAGCAGCAACACUUGCAGCAGCAGCAGCAGCUCCUGCUCUGGGAAAGCUGUCCUCUUCGCACCCAAGCGGCAGCAGGCGCUGCUCUCGUUCGUCAGCAUGACGCUUUCAAAGGAGCCAGACAGCUUCUCUCCCUCUUCUGCCCGCACAGUGUGUUGCUUUUUCAAGAGGGACGCUGCCCUUUCGCGUCAAGAAUACACAACAGCAGCAGCUCCAGCAGC
Cyclospora cayetanensis is the source of this 1746-nucleotide messenger RNA. RefSeq names its product protoheme IX farnesyltransferase, mitochondrial-like. Gene Ontology annotation, biological process: heme biosynthetic process. The transcript has 10 exons. Lineage: Eukaryota; Apicomplexa; Conoidasida; Eucoccidiorida; Eimeriidae. Gene Ontology annotation, cellular component: membrane; mitochondrion. Gene Ontology annotation, molecular function: protoheme IX farnesyltransferase activity. The annotation marks the transcript as partial. The record is from RefSeq and is a predicted model, not a curated record.